AUGAAAAGUUGGCAACCCUCGCGUCACGACUUCAACGGGGAAAACAACCGACCUGGAGACGGCAGUCAACGCUUUCUGACACGUGCCCCCGAGCCACUGAAGGUGAUCCACCGAACGCCGGAUGCGUCGGUCGAACGUCCGGUAGCCGAUAUAAGGAGUCCUUGCCUCGUGUCUAGGUCACCAUUUGCUCAGCGUAAAGACUACAACGAUGAAGAACUCUGCCAUCGUGUUCGUCGUAAUGUUACUGUCAGCUGUGCUGCUCGUGGAAGCUCAGCUGUUCCCGGGUGGUGGAGGAUUUGGGCGACCCGGCGGAGGCCGUCGAUGUGGCAGGCAAAUCUGUCGUUUUGGACAACGUUGCGUUUACGAACAAGUAGUGUGCAUCAGAGCUCCCUGCCCCCCGAUUGCCCAAUGUGUGUGACUUGACAUCGGCAACAAGCAAACACCCCUUUCGCGAAUAUCAUACGUACA
Molecule: messenger RNA, 468 nt
Organism: Dermacentor silvarum
Lineage: Eukaryota; Metazoa; Arthropoda; Arachnida; Ixodida; Ixodidae
Exons: 5
Coding region: 1-423 (140 amino acids)
Source: RefSeq, a predicted model, not a curated record